Messenger RNA from Corvus hawaiiensis (hawaiian crow), 1613 nucleotides. RefSeq names its product protein unc-80 homolog. The coding region runs from base 268 to 1020 and encodes 250 amino acids. The record is from RefSeq and is a predicted model, not a curated record. Gene Ontology annotation, cellular component: axon; cation channel complex. The transcript is spliced from 4 exons. Gene Ontology annotation, biological process: monoatomic cation homeostasis. Lineage: Eukaryota; Metazoa; Chordata; Aves; Passeriformes; Corvidae. Gene Ontology annotation, molecular function: monoatomic cation channel activity.
GGGUACAUUUAUGAAUGUACCGGGUUACCUAUGCACUCCUCCCAUCCUUGCUGGUUCCCUCUUUUCCCCUCCCUUUCCCUGCUAGAACUCCUUCUCCUCACUGGCCCCAGCUCCUGCAAGGACCACUGGGGGGGCUGGUUCUCCUAGAUCCACCCCAGCUCAGUGCUCAAUGAAAGGCACCUCCAUUUCACUGACGUUGGAGGAUAUGGCAUGGAUGAAACUGUAAGUAGCCAGUUAUGGUGAUGUGCUCUGUUUGUAUUGCAGGUGAUGGGAGUGGUAGGACCCUCCAGUGUGGCUGACGGAUUACCCCUUCUUCAUCUCAGCCCUUAUCUCUCGCCACCUCUGCCCUUCAGCACAGCUGUUGUCCGGCUUGUAGCAUUGCAGAUACAGGCUUUGAAAGAAGAUUUCCCCCUAAGCCAUGUCGUCUCCCCAUUCACCAAUCAGGAAAGAAGGGAAGGAAUGCUUUUAAACCUACUGAUUCCAUUUGUGCUCACAGUAGGAUCUGGAAGCAAAGACAGCCCCUGGCUGGAGCAGCCUGAGGUCCUGCUGCUGCUCCAGACUGUUAUCAAUAUCCUCCUGCCACCUCGCAUCAUCAGCACUUCCCGCAGCAAGAAUUUUAUGCUGGAGAGCUCCCCCGCCCACUGCUCCACCCCAGGGGAUGCAGGGAAGGACCUGCGGCGGGAAGGGCUUGCAGAAUCCACCAGCCAGGCUGCCUACCUGGCCCUGAAGGUGAUCCUUGUUUGCUUUGAACGCCAACUGGACAGCCAGUGGUACUGGCUGAGCCUGCAAGUCAAAGAGAUGGCCCUGAGGAAGGUGGGAGGGCUGGCCCUGUGGGAUUUCCUCGACUUUAUCGUAAGAACACGGAUCCCUAUCUUUGUGCUCCUUCGGCCCUUCAUCCAGUGCAAGGUAACAGUUGCUUUGGCUCCUGAUAUUUCACUCCCUGAAGGCAAGAUAGCCCUUAUUCCCCAGCUGAGAACAGAGGAACAGCACUUCUGGAAGAAUUAUAUAUGUAUGGAGUGACCUUUCAGAAGUUAGUAGGCCUAAGAACCCUUUGAAACUAAAUCACAGAGCUUUUUCCUAGCCAAAGCUAAAGAGCAUGUCAGUCAUCCAGGUGCUCUGAUCCAUGGAGUACAGCUAGUCUUAGUUCCUCUGGAUGGGGAAAGGCAUGUGGACUUAAUUCUACAAUGAAGACAUUCAAAGCACUUGGAAGGAGUGUGAAUGUGCUGAACCUGGGAGGAUGUUGGCAGAAAUCUUCUAGUAAUCUCUCUUCUGCAUAGAGCUGGGCAAUACAGCUAACAGCCAAGAAGGACCACUCCUCUUUCCAUCUCUUGGAUGAAGGUUCUGACAGGAAUUUUGUGGAUGGACAAACAGCUACUAGGCUGAGGCAUCUGGGGCUUAAGUUAAUCACAGCUUCUCACCGGUUACCAGGUAGACCAGCAGAUGGUACUCUACCUUAUUUAGCCUACCUUGUCUCUUGGACAGACUAAAUCAUCAUGGAGGAAGGAGCUGUCUCAUGACAGGAUCAUGAGGAUAGAGCUUAGAAUAAGGAAGCCCUCAUCUCCAUGUACCCUGUGCCACUGAGGUUUUGAUCUCUGUUCAGUCAAAUAUAAGGU